AUGUCACACACAAAUCCAGAGCAAAAGAAUUACCGCGUUCUUACGAGGACGAAAGAUGGGACGCCGAGGGACACUCAGCCAGAGGACUGGUGGAUCAUCGGUACUACAAACUACGUUGUCGUAGAUCCGACGAAGCCUCGGAGUUCAACGGAGCUCAUGAAGCUGCCUUACAGCCCCAGACAGCAGCAACCAGCGCCACUAGCAGUCAAGGGAGUGGUGAGGGUGGUUUCGUUUAACUCUAGAUCAAAGGUCUCUAUGGUGCCCAGUCAGCGGAAGCUCAGUGGAGAAAGCGACAUGAGGAACACUGUUGGAGGGGUUCUCGGGGACACCUACUCCGAAGCUUCACAAAAGGCCUCCAGAGAAGGGAAACCGGUAGAUAUGAUCGAGAGAGCUGGAAGCAGCAGCACCUCUGGGGGGCAGCCUGUGGGUCACCUUGUCGCCUCACAUGGUAAACAGAACAGCGCGAAGCUGCUGAGACACCUUUCAAUAGGUUUUCCCCGAGUAUCUCAGCGUACAAGCGUCCAGUUGCUGAGGUAUACUCUGAGUGCAAAGCCCUACAGGAAGCUGCCUUCAUUCCGGGAUAUUGUCCGUCAGCUGCAAGCUGACACCCAGCACCAUCGCUUCAGUAAGGUAGGUUUUCUUACUCGUAGUAAUGAAAAUACCUUCGAGGUCCUUUGUUGAUACCCACAGGAUAAUUCGGAAGUGCAAGACGGCAGUGUCGGCAGCAUCAUUGAAGGUAACCCCAUCAAGGCCAGUUCAACAGAAUCAAUUUUUCGAAAGCUCGCAAAGGAGAGGCUCAAGAGGAGUAUCACGCGCCUUUCAACUAGAAUGCCGACGUCGCUAUGCGGUGGACCGAUCUUUGACCCUGAUACCGAGGUGCACUUGCCGGGCUCUCCGCUCGUCGAUAUUGGAAGGCUGGCGAUUAAUGCUUUCAGGCGACUUAAGCAAAGAGCUCAUCUGCUGCAUUCACAGACUUUCGCUUUGCAACGAGCUGCUGAAAUUUUACAGAGCACUACUGUAUUGGCAGAGCCGGAAGCGGUACAAGGACAUGCGGGUUGUCUAAGUAUUACAAGGCUCUUUGAUGUUGACGAUUCCCCAAGCAGUCAAAAUCUGAUAGGAAAGGAAAACCUUGAGAUUCAUGCCGCUAUGACGGAGGGCCAAAGGCAAAAGCUAGAGCAGGAGGCAGUAUCUGCUGGGCAGCAGCGCCAGCAACAAGUGGAGUCCUUCAAGCGCUUUCACGAACACAUACGGACUGCUUGUGUCAGUGUGCGUUGUGCUUGUGUCGGCAGCGCGUAUGAGUGCUGCGCCGUCGGAACUAAUAGGAUGGCAGCGCAUACCUUGUACAGCCUCAUGGCGCGCAACGGUUCAGGGGAAGUGAACGAAGAGUUCACAGUGCGCGACCUGCGCUGUGUGGUACUCCACAGCUCGAUGAUGGAACAAUUGACACUUAUUGAGGGCACCGCUAGAAAGAUCAUUGCUCUUGUCUUCGCACACAGUACCUCGAGUUCGCUGCCUACCGCAGAACAAUUCGGCCUCCCCACGGCACUGAAUGCACAGUUGGCGCCGCCGCCAGCCAAUUCCCCAAGCUUGACUCUGGAUUCUGACAUGCCAGCUGUAGUAGCUGCGGCUCAACAGGCAAUAUCGGCUCUUCACGAGGCGGCAGGUCGACGGGGUGAUGUACUUAUGUUGGAGCACGAAGCAAAACUCAACCGUUCAAAUCAAAUGGUGAGCUCUUCGAAGAUGUUGCUGCGAAGGCUAUCAUUUACUAUCGUGGAGCUGCGCCUUUAUUUGAUCAAGCUGCUAGCACUCCGUUUGGCACUAAGCGAAGCUGGGUGCGUAGAGACGGCGUGGGAAGGAAUCGAGAAUUUUGACAACCAAGCGGCUGACUUCUUGAGUCGUAUAGAAUCGGUGUCGUAG
Cyclospora cayetanensis is the source of this 1917-nucleotide messenger RNA. RefSeq lists its product as uncharacterized. The record is from RefSeq and is a predicted model, not a curated record. NCBI's taxonomy places the organism in Eukaryota, Apicomplexa, Conoidasida, Eucoccidiorida, Eimeriidae. The transcript is spliced from 6 exons.